Caenorhabditis briggsae is the source of this 522-nucleotide messenger RNA. The record is from RefSeq and is a predicted model, not a curated record. The coding region runs from base 1 to 522 and encodes 173 amino acids. The transcript is spliced from 4 exons. Lineage: Eukaryota; Metazoa; Nematoda; Chromadorea; Rhabditida; Rhabditidae.
AUGAGCUUGCCCGAAAAUUUGGAAAACAACGCUCGUAAGCGUAAGCGCACUCCAAAAAAGUACUGUAACACUGAGAAAAUGAGCUUCUACGGAGCUAUUAGAACUGAGAAUUCUGACACUGAUGUCGAUGGAUACGGAGAGGAGUACAAAAAACUACACAAAUACAUCAAGCCAAGAAGAAUGAGUAUCUAUGCUCCAGAUUUCCGAUACGGACCAAAUCGUCGAAGCUAUUGGCAACAGGAGCUGUCGGACACGGAUGAGGAUGUGGAGGAAGAAGAGAAGAAGGUCGAUCGAAAAUACAAGAAGGAGAACGGUGAGGAAGGUUCAAGCGAAGACGAGAGAUCGUCGGAGAAUUCUGGAGAUGAGCACGAAGAAAACGAGGACAAUGAGGAGGAUGUGGAAAAAGCAGCUAGAGAAAAAAAGGAGAAGGCCAACGUAGACAACGAUGAUUGGGAGGAUGUUGCUAAUCUUCAGAAAAUCGAGGAGAUAAUGGAGGUCAAGAAGAAGGCCUCUGUCAAUUAA